GACAUGGUCCAGCUCGACGAGCUCACGGAGGCGACGGUGCUGAGCACGCUGCGCGUGCGCUACCGGCGCAAGGACAUCUACACGAACGUCGGCGGCAUCCUCAUCGCCGUCAACCCCUACGAGACCCUCGAGGCCCAGAUCUACGGCGAGGAGCAGAUGCACGCCUACGGCUCCGCGGACGCGGCGUUCGCGGGCAUGACGCCGCACCCGUACCUGCUCGCGGAGGCCGCGCUCCGCGCGCUGGACCGGGACCGCGAGUCGCAGUCCUUCGUCAUCUCCGGCGAGUCGGGGUCGGGCAAGACGGAGACCUGCAAGUACGUCCUGCGCUACCUCUCCUACCGCAGCAAGCGCCGCUACGAGCACAGCAUCCAGGCGAGGGGCGACGGCAAGGCGAACGCGCUCGAGGAGUCCGUGCUCCUGUCGAACCCCAUCCUCGAGGCCUUUGGGAACGCCAAGACGCUGCGCAACGACAACUCGUCGCGCUGGGGCAAGUACACGCAGGUCUACGUCCAGCCGUCGUCGGGCUCCAUCAAGCGCGUCGGCAUCACCGCGUACCUCCUCGAGAAGGUCCGCAUCGUCGAGCGCGCCAAGGGCGAGCGGAACUACCACAUCCUGUACCAGAUGGGGCUCGGCGCCGACCCCGUCGCGCACGCGGUGCUCCGCGACGACGGCUACGGCAAGGACGACGGCGGGAACGCGUCCGUCGCGGCCAUCGACGUCGACGACGCGGUCCAGUUCGCGGCGACGCGCGACGCGCUUUUGAAGCUCCAGAUCGAGGAGACGGGCCUCGUCGGCGCGCUGAGCGCCGUCUGCCACCUCGGGGACGUGUGCUUCGACGAGGUCGCGGACGACCACGCGGACUCCAUCGCGGCCGUGGGCAAAAACGACAUGCGCAAGCGGGGCGGCGGCUUCCUGGGCAUGGGCGGCGGCGACGAGAAGCGCCACGCCAUCGACAUCGCCGCGGAGGCCCUCGGCGUGAACCGCACGGAGCUCGAGGAGAGCCUGCUGAGCCGCCGCGUCGCGGGCGUCCGCGUGCCGCGGCGCGCGGCGGAGGCGGAGCACGCCAAGGCCGCCUUCGCCAAGGCCUUGUACUCGCGCGUCUUCGACUGGGUCCUGGCCCGCGUCAACGACGCUCUGAAGGCCAUGACGGGCACGGGCCAGACGCUGCGGGAGGCGUUGACGGGCAAGAAGCAGCCCAAGGAGGAGCUGCUCACCAUCGGCCUGCUCGACAUUUUCGGCUUCGAGUGCUUCGCCCACAAUUCGUUGGAGCAGCUGUUGAUCAACUACGCCAACGAGCGCCUGCUCCGCGAGUUCAACAAGCAGGUCUUCGAGGCCGCGACGCGCGAGUACAACGCCGAGGGCGUGCCCGUGGGCGACCUGACCUUCCACGACAACUCGGGGUUACUCAAUACCCUCGAGGGCCCGCGCGACGGCAUCUUCGCCAUGCUGAACUCGGAGUGCGUGCGCCGCGACGGCAACGACGCGAACCUGCUCAAGGCGAUCGUCAAGAAGCACUCGCGCGCGCCGGGCGCGAAGCAGGACCGGUCCACGGCGGGCAAGACCUUCGGCGUGUCCCACUUCGCCGCGGACGUCGUCUACGAGAUCGGGGGCUUCGUCGAGAAGAAUAGGGACCGCCUGCCCGAGGAGAUCUGCUCCCUCGUGUCGACGUCCGACGCGCUCUUCGUCGCGGGCCUCUUCGCGGACGUCGACGAGGCCGCGGGCGAGGGGGCGUCGGGCGCGGCCUUCGCGGGCUCGAGCGCGGCGCGCGGCGGCGGCGCGGGCUCCAAAAAAGCGCAGCGCUACGUCGCGGGGUCCUUCGCGGAGUCGCUGGCGAAGCUGACGGGGCUAUUGGACGAGACGGCCCAGUCCUUCGUGCGCUGCGUGAAGCCGAACCACAAGGCCGCCAAGGAGGCCUUCGACGGCGUCGUCGUGCUGGACCAGCUCCGGUGCAUGGGCAUGCUCGAGCUCGUGUCCGCGCGCGCGCGGGGCUACGCGGGGCGCAUGGACCACGACAUGUUCACGAGCCGCUACGGCAUCCUCAUGGAGGACGCCAAGGACGUGGACAUGGCCGCGUUCGAGUCCGCGGACAAGGCGAAGCUCGGCGAGUUUUUGCGGCUUUUGGCGACGAAGAAGUUCAUCAAGCCCGAGUGCCUGAGCAACGGCGAGAUCGCCAUCGGCAAGACCAAGGUCUUCCUCAAGCGCGGCGCCCAGAACGUGCUCGAGACCGCGCGCGAGGCGCGGCUCUGCGCGGACGUGCUUUUGGCGCUGGGCGAGGCGACGGCGUCGCGCGACGCGAACGCGCUGGAGCUCACGCUGCGCAUCGCCGACGAGCUGCGCCUC
Aureococcus anophagefferens is the source of this 2340-nucleotide messenger RNA. RefSeq lists its product as hypothetical. The transcript has 3 exons. Gene Ontology annotation, cellular component: vesicle; actin cytoskeleton; myosin complex. NCBI's taxonomy places the organism in Eukaryota, Pelagophyceae, Pelagomonadales, Pelagomonadaceae. The record is from RefSeq and is a predicted model, not a curated record. Gene Ontology annotation, biological process: vesicle transport along actin filament; actin filament organization. The annotation marks the transcript as partial. Gene Ontology annotation, molecular function: microfilament motor activity; ATP binding; actin filament binding.